Molecule: messenger RNA, 1386 nt
Organism: Salarias fasciatus (jewelled blenny)
Lineage: Eukaryota; Metazoa; Chordata; Actinopteri; Blenniiformes; Blenniidae
Gene: gfra2b
Product: GDNF family receptor alpha 2b
Exons: 10
Coding region: 64-1314 (416 amino acids)
Biological process (GO): nervous system development
Cellular component (GO): signaling receptor complex; external side of plasma membrane
Molecular function (GO): signaling receptor activity
Source: RefSeq, a predicted model, not a curated record
GACUGCGUGCAGGCCUCGGAGCUGUGUAACCAGGACGGCCAGUGCAGCUCGCGCUUCCGCAUCAUGCGGCAGUGCCUGUCGGGCGGCGAGCGCGAGCGCAGCGCCAUGCUGGGCUCGCGGGAGUGCCGCGGCGCGCUGGAGGUGCUGCAGGACUCUCCGCUGUACCGCUGCCGCUGCAGGAGGGCCAUGAAGCGGGAGCUGCAGUGCCUGCAGAGCUACUGGAGCAUCCACACCGGCCUGGCCGCAGGUGAAGAGUUCUACGAGACGUCUCCAUACGAGCCGAUCCACUUCUCCGAGGAGUUCAGACACGCCUCCAUCAUCUCAGACUCCUCCCUCUCCAGGAUGAGCCCCUGCUCGGAGGCGGGGAAACCCUGUAACCCCUGUCUGGAUGCGGCCAAGGCGUGCAACCUCAACGAGACGUGCAAACGUCUGCGAUCCGCCUACAAUUCCAUCUGCAGCAAGACCACACCCCCUCAGCCAGGCUCACCCAAUCAGGAGCCCUGCAGCCGGAAGAGAUGUCAGAAGGCGCUGCGGCAGUUCUUCGAGCGGGUUCCGUGGGAGCUCAGCUACCCGCUGCUGUUCUGCUCGUGUCCGGACCAGGCGUGCGCCGAGCGCCGGCGCCGCACCAUCGUGCCGUCGUGCUCGCACCAGGAGAGGCACCGACCGAACUGCCUGGAGCUGCGGCGCACCUGCCGCUCCGAUGUCCUCUGCAGGUCUCGGCUGGCCGACUUCCACCUGAACUGCCAGGUGACGCCUCACACCGUGAGCGGCUGUCCCCACGACAACCACCGCGGCUGCCUGAUGUCCUACGUGGGUCUGAUCGGCUCGGACGUGACGCCGAACUACAGCGACAACAGUCCGUCCAACAUCACCCUCAGCCUGUGGUGCAGCUGCAGAGGCGGAGGUCCGCAGGAGGAGGAGUGUGAGGCCUUCCACCGCGACUUCACCCACAACAGCUGCCUCAGAAACGCCAUCCUGUCGUUCGGUUAUGGUUCGGACGGAGGACCUGUGCCGGCGACCGAGCCGGCCUCCACCUUCCCGCCGCCCGUCAUCUCUAAGCCCGCCCCCUCCUUCCAUAGCAACGCCAUCAAGCCCCUGGAUACGGCGUGUGUGUUCUCCACCUGCGCCAACCUGCAGGACGGGGGACAGAAGUGCGUCUCUUCGGAGGACUUUGAGUGUGAAGAGGCUCUCCUGGCUCAGGGCUCCAUGGACUCAGAGGACUCUGCAGGACCCAGCAGCAGCGUUCUGCCACCAGCUCCUCCCGUCCUCCUCGUCUCUGUGACUGUGUUUCUACUCUGCAUCCCAUCAAUCUGAACUCACACACACACACACACACACACACACACACACACACACACACUCUCACACACACACACACACACACAC